Messenger RNA from Linderina pennispora, 1593 nucleotides. Its product is annotated as histone deacetylase 1. The record is from RefSeq and is a predicted model, not a curated record. Gene Ontology annotation, molecular function: histone deacetylase activity. Lineage: Eukaryota; Fungi; Kickxellomycota; Kickxellomycetes; Kickxellales; Kickxellaceae. The transcript has a single exon. Bases 109 to 1467 code for a protein of 452 amino acids.
UCCCUUUUCACGAUCUCUUUCUCUUUCCUGCUCUCCAAACCUUAGACAUUUAUUUUUCCAUACUCGCUUUUGUACCCCCCUCUAUUUUCAAUUCAAAACCCUUUCCGAAUGGGACCAAAACGUAUCACAUACCUGUAUGACGAUGAGGUGGGCAACUACAACUACGGAUACGACCACUGCAUGAAGCCGUUCCGGAUCCGCAUGGCGCACAGCAUCAUCACGUCGUAUGGGCUGGACAAAAAGAUGAACAUGCGGCGGCCGCCGCGGGCGACGGCGGAGCAGAUGACGCGGUUCCAUACCGACGACUACAUCACGUAUCUGCGGCUGGUGUCGCCGGAGCUGGCAGAGCUGAUGCCGACGUACAACGAGCGAUUUCUGCCGCCGAUGGACUGCCCGCCGUUCGACGGGCUGUACGAGUUCUGUUCGAUCUCGGCGGGCGGGUCGAUCGCGGGCGCAAAGAGCAUCAACCAGGGCGAGUCGGACAUAGUGAUCAACUGGGCGGGCGGGCUGCAUCAUGCCAAGAAGGGUGAGGCGUCCGGGUUCUGCUACGUCAACGACAUUGUGCUGGCGAUCCUGGAGCUACUGCGAUAUCACCAGCGCGUGGUGUAUCUGGAUAUUGAUGUGCAUCACGGCGAUGGCGUCGAGGAGGCGUUCUAUACAACUGACCGCGUCAUGUCGGUGAGCUUCCACCAGUUUGGCAACUUCUUCCCCGGCACCGGCGACAUCAAGGACGUCGGGGUGGAGCGCGGCAAGUACUAUGCGGUGAAUGUGCCGCUGCGCGAAGGAAUCGACGACGAGACAUACGCUUUUGUGUUCCAGCGUGUCAUGCGCAAUGUCAUGGAGACGUACCGGCCCGGCGCAGUGGUGAUGCAGUGCGGCACCGACUCGCUGUCGGGCGACCGGCUCGGGUGCUUCAACCUCAGCAUGAAGGGCCAUGCCGCCUGCGUUGAAUUCAUGAAGUCGUUUGGCGUGCCGCUGUUCUGUGUGGGCGGCGGCGGCUACACGAUCCGCAAUGUCGCGCGCACGUGGGCGUACGAGACCUCGGUGCUGGUGGGCGAAAAGGUCAGCCCGGUGCUGCCCUACAACGACUACUAUGAGUUCUAUGGACCCGACUACUCGCUAGACGUGCCUGCCAACAACAUGGUCAACCAUAAUACGCGCGAGCAGCUGGAGAAAAUCGUGGCCGAUAUCCACGACCACCUGCGGCAUGUGCCGCACGCCCCGUCGGUGCAGAUGCACGAGGUGCCCAGGGACUGGCCGUCGGAUAGCGAGGAGGAGAGCGACGGUGAUAUGGCGCUGGCAGAGAAGCGGCGCCAGCAGGCUGCCAGCAGGGAGGCCGCUGGCACACACAGGAGCAAGCGCGUCAGGGCCCGCCGCACCCGCCCGGCCGAGGACGAGCCCUUGAUCCGGCGCGAGCAGCAGCGGGCCGAGGACGACUCGGGGAGCAACUACAGCGAGAGAGAUUAAAUGGGCUCUGGCACUGCUGCUGGCUUGGCCUGUGCUCGUUGCAACGCAGCCAAGCGAGAGCCCAUUCCCUCCCACCCUUCAUCGCUGCUGAUUUUUCCUCCCACUGCUUGUGAUCUAAAUAUCAGC